Messenger RNA from Nicotiana attenuata, 1617 nucleotides. RefSeq names its product pheophytinase, chloroplastic. Gene Ontology annotation, molecular function: chlorophyllase activity. Lineage: Eukaryota; Viridiplantae; Streptophyta; Magnoliopsida; Solanales; Solanaceae. The coding region runs from base 285 to 1442 and encodes 385 amino acids. The record is from RefSeq and is a predicted model, not a curated record. The transcript is spliced from 3 exons. Gene Ontology annotation, cellular component: chloroplast. Gene Ontology annotation, biological process: chlorophyll metabolic process.
GAACUUGUGUCAAACUGAAGACAGCCUCAAACUUUCACCGACGAGACCCUCUUUGUUCUGUCUUGUUGGGUAAUAGAAGUGCUGCUGCCUACACGAAGAGCUAUGCAGAUAUUUUGCUUUUCCUCCUUAUUUCAAUUCUAAUUUCUAAGUGUUCCAAGAUAGUGUUGUUAGUUCAUCGCAGCUGAUGCAGCCUUGCUGCAUGGCUGUCGAGCAAACCAUCUCACCAUUUUGUGUUCAUAUUGUAAUAAGUUAGUUGCAGACGCUUUAGUAGCCCAGGGAAAACGAUGGUUGUCGCUAUUGGUGCUCCUCCCUUUGUUUUUCUACCUUCAUCACCGUUCGCUGCCUCGAGGAACUUAAAGAAGCAACGUAACACCAUCUUCAAUUUGAACAUUGGUCUUCAAAGUAGUCAUACCGAGCACAGGUGUAUCACUAUUAGCAACAUCAAAUGUUCUGCCUCCUCCUCCUCCACAUCCGCCAUUGUUUCAAAGGAGGAAGAACCAUUACCACUUGAGGUGAAUGAGAUUAAGACAAUGUGCAAAACUUGGGUAUGGAGAGGUUACAACAUAAAUUACUUGGUUUAUCAAGCGCGCAACGAGAACACUUGUCGCCCUUCCCUACUCCUAGUUCAUGGUUUUGGUGCCUCUAUCGCCCAUUGGCGCAGGAACAUUGCGACGCUCGCUCAAAACUACACAGUGUAUGCUAUUGACCUCCUUGGCUUUGGUGCUUCUGACAAGCCAUCAGGAUUUGAAUAUAACAUGGAAUCUUGGGCUCAGUUAAUAUUGGAUUUUGCGAAUCAAAUUAUUCAAAGACCAACUGUAUUGGUAGGGAACUCUGUUGGAAGCCUUGCUUGUGUAAUAGCUGCUGCAGAUCCUUCCCAAACAUCCAUUCAAGGACUUGUUUUGUUGAACUGUGCUGGAGGCAUGAAUAAUAAGGCAAUUGUCGAUGAUUGGAGGAUUAAGUUAUUAUUGCCCUUACUCUGGCUUGUUGACUUCUUAUUGAACCAAAGAUCAGUUGCUUCUGCAAUCUUUAAUCGGGUCAAACAAAGAGAAAAUCUAAAGAAUAUCUUGUUGUCUGUCUAUGGAAAUAAGGAGUUUGUGGACGAAGAUCUGGUGGAGAUUAUCAAGGGACCAGCUGAUGAUGAAGGCGCGCUCGAUGCUUUUGUAUCCAUUGUGACAGGUCCUCCAGGGCCAAAUCCAGUGCAGUUGAUCCCAAAUCUUACACUCCCUAUCCUUGUCUUAUGGGGUGAUCAAGAUCCAUUUACCCCAGUUGAUGGCCCUGUUGGUAAAUACUUCUCAUCCUUACCUUCUCAAAAACCAAAUGUGAGUCUGUUUCUUUUGGAAGGAGUCGGACAUUGUCCUCAUGAUGACCGACCUGAUCUUGUCCAUGAAAAGCUGCUUCCUUGGCUAAGCCAUUUGCCAGUGGUAGAAAACGUAGUUACAUGAUUAUCUUAAUCCUUCUGUGAAUGAGAUCAUAAGUGUAUGGUAUACUUAAUUUCAUUGAUCUUCAUGUACAGAGGAUAUUGAUUUGUAAAUCAUGUUACAAAAGAAUAUAUUUGUUUGAGCAAAUGUAUACAGAAGUUUGUGGAAUCUUGUUGUAGUUCACAUUGAUAGCUGUUCA